Molecule: messenger RNA, 2219 nt
Organism: Nymphalis io (European peacock)
Lineage: Eukaryota; Metazoa; Arthropoda; Insecta; Lepidoptera; Nymphalidae
Exons: 2
Coding region: 322-1146 (274 amino acids)
Biological process (GO): regulation of transcription by RNA polymerase II
Cellular component (GO): transcription regulator complex; nucleus
Molecular function (GO): DNA binding
Source: RefSeq, a predicted model, not a curated record
AUAAAAUUUGUAGUAAUUUUCUUAAAACAUUGUCUCUAUACAAUUAAUAUCACUAAGGGUAUGUACGCACUAUGCGGAUAGCCGGAGUGCGGUUAACCGUCCGGUUAACCGCAAUCAAAAAAAUGUAUGAAAAAUUAGUAUUUAUACGGACUGUCAUGCGGCUGCCGCUCAACCGUUGCGGUCGCUCGCAGCACUGCGGCCCGACUGACGGUCAUCCGGACGGUUGCUAUACCCACUACGCGGUUUGUAGUUUGCGGUCGACCGCCCGCCACUGACGACGCACGUGUGUACCUACCUACUGACGCGCUAAAAACGGACGCAAUGAAUUUCGAUACAGAAAAGUUUAUAAUUGAAAUACAGAAUAGGCCGGCAAUAUGGAAUACAAAAUCUACGGAAUACUCUGAGAGAAACUUACGGCAAAAAGCUUGGGAAGAAUUGGUGCAAAUCUAUGGAACUGAUUUACCACAGGAUAAAAAAAAACAACUCGGUCUGGAUCUUCAAAAAAGGUGGAGAAACAUUCGCGACGCUUUUGUAAAGGCCCAUAAAGCAAAAGAAAGCAAGAGUGGGUCUGCAGCAAAAAAGAAGGUCCCAUAUGUAUUCUAUGAUAAUCUUUUAUUUAUAAAAGAUACAGUAACGGUUAACCGCACAGAUGGUAAUGCUACAGGAAAUGACGAUGAAAACACGAGUAUACAGACAGAAGUCAAUGUUCCGUCAAUGUCUUCAUUGCCGCCAAAAAGACGUAAGAAAAACAACGAUGAUAAUGAAGUCGGUGCACAGUUAGUUGGAGUGUUGAGUAAAAAUUUAGAAAGAAAGAAUAUGGAUGAUGACGACGAUCGCCUUUUUUUCUUGUCAUUGGUAAAGGAAUUUAAGAAAAUACCUGAGCACAUGCAAAUGCAGACAAAGUUAGAUAUUUUAAAAGUAAUAAAGGAUGCACAGCAGUUCUGUGAUUAUUCAAACGCGUCAUGGAUUAUUCAAGAAAUAAUCCUCACACUGAUCUUAUGCAAUCAUUGGACGUUGGACGACCACCUUCUCAAAAUUUUGAGGUACAAUCGCCAUUAUCAACUCACAGUCACCAGUCUCAGAACAGUGAACACUCGUCUUAUAUUGAACUUUUUAAUUCUAUUAAUGAUACUGAGGAUGAUUUAAAUGUUUGACAAUAGCCUUUCUUUUGAUGAAUAAAUAAAUAACAAAUUAAAUAUAAAUUAUUUUAUUUCACUUACCUUAGCACUAUCGUUAACUUUAAUUCCGGCUUAAUGCUAUUCCGAAACUGUGUAUCUUGCUUUGUUAUACAGGUUCUCAGAAUGCUUAAAAGUUCUUCAAAUGAUUUUAGACUCAUUCUAGUGUAUUGAAAAAACUUGUCUUCAUACUUUUUGAGCUCUCCGAAAAAUAUUUCAAAAUGUUUAGUCUCAUCUCGAGUUUGCAAAUAAGGAUGAACCCAGUACCUUUUUCUUUGUUUCUUUUUCUUUAUAUAGCGCAAAGCUGCGACUUCUUCAGCGUCCAUCUUCGAAAUGGUUCGAUGAAACCGCAACGUUAUCCUAUCCGCACUUACCGGUUGCGGUUACGGCUAGCCGCCGCCCGGUUAACCGCAGUUGCAACCGCGUCCUGCGGCUAACCGGACGGUUGACCGCAUUCCGGCUAUCCGCAUAGUGCGUACAUACCCUAAUAUCGACAGAAUUUUGAGCUUAAUUUAUUUUUUAAAUUGGUUAAAUGUUUUUUUUUUUAAUAAAAACGCAUUUACAGUAUGUAUAUUUUAGGAACAAUUGUUUGAACGAUGUGUGUAAACUUGUGUAAAAAUUGUUAAUAAGAUGGAAAAGAAAAUAAUUAAAAAUAGGUUUGUUUCGUUUACAUAUGGUUUUAUUAAAUUAUUAAAAUGUCUGUGGUCAGCUUAAUUUAAAAAUCUAUUGAGUUAUUUUUGCCCUUUUAUUGUGAAUUUUGUGUAUAUUGAAUAAAUACUUGGAAAUGAUUAAUAUUUUUAAAUACAAAAGAGGCUGUAAAGAAACGGUAAUUUAACAUAUUUUUAACUUAGCUAGAGUAUCAUCAUCACUACCUUGCUCUGUAUUACAUUCGAUUGCUCUGUACAUCGUUAGCUUAAAUUUACCGAUAGACUCCAUUUAAUUAUAGUGUUUAUAAUGAUAUGAACAGUCAAUCAUCAUGCAGAAAAUAUAGAUGACAGUAGAGCUAUGUUAAUUUCAUUAAUAAUUGUAAGUAUUUACUUGUAA